This is a messenger RNA of Dentiscutata heterogama, 960 nucleotides long. The record is from the annotation of a GenBank genome assembly. NCBI's taxonomy places the organism in Eukaryota, Fungi, Glomeromycota, Glomeromycetes, Diversisporales, Gigasporaceae.
AUUUCUAGCAGCAAAUAAGAAAGCGAUGAAAUUUACAGAUGAUGAAAAGAAAGGCUUCGCAAAGAGUUGGGAAAAAUCUGCGGAGGAAUCAUUGAGACUUCUUCAGCACAUUAAAAGCUGUAAACCUCAUGAAAUAAUUGAUACUAUCUCGCUCAAUAAUGCUAGACAAACAAUAAUGAUCCUUUGCGAACCUCUCGCAGAGAUAAUUCGUAAUAUCCAAGAAAAUAUUGCGGAAAUUAAAAAGUUAAAAGAAGAAAUACAGAGGCUUGACAUAACCGAUAAGGAGCUUAAAAGCAAACUGUAUAUUCCGUAUAUAGAGCUUGAGGUGAAAAAAAUGAAACAACCCAAAGUUGUAUGCACAAAAAUCAUUUGUCGAAUAUCAGUUAUUCAAGAAGAUUGCCAUGUUAAAUGGAAAUGGUUGAACACAUUUAUGCAAAAGCAUAACGGAGUUAUGAUGUUUGGAGUGUGCAAAUCUUGUGGCUGCCAUGCGAAAAAUCAUAAAGCAAUUUUUUAUAAAAGUGUAUCUAACCAUAUAAAAAAGCUUCAAGAAAGGAUCGACCGGUUAAAAGUGCAUCAAAAUACGGUUGAAGAUACUAUGAUUAAAUUUACACACUUUUUAAAACGAAAUGCAAUAGUUGCUUUUAAUGAUGCAUAUGUAGAAUAUCUUAAUCACAUCGUACAUAUUGAGAAACAGAAGAUUGAUGAUACUUCUGAAGAAUACAAUAAUGAAAUCCUUAAAGGGCUAGAGGAAAUAAAAAGAAAUUAUGAAAAAAAUGUGAAAACUAUUGAUGCAAAAUAUGAAGAAAAGGUGAAAGUUAUUAAUGCAAAUGAAAAAAAUAAACCCUCUUUAUACAUGCUCACUUCCGAGGAUAUAUUUAAACUUGAAAAACAGUUGUAUAGCAUAUCAGGCAUCGGUAAAUAUUUGCAAGAUAUAAAGAAUGAAGAGAAAAGAGCAUUCAG